Myxocyprinus asiaticus (Chinese sucker) is the source of this 5017-nucleotide messenger RNA. Its product is annotated as tumor necrosis factor receptor superfamily member 11B-like. The transcript has 6 exons. The record is from RefSeq and is a predicted model, not a curated record. The coding region runs from base 91 to 1560 and encodes 489 amino acids. NCBI's taxonomy places the organism in Eukaryota, Metazoa, Chordata, Actinopteri, Cypriniformes, Catostomidae. Gene Ontology annotation, molecular function: protein binding.
CAAUGCCAAAGUGGGUGGGCACAUUCUGACAUUAUCCCUUAACUAUAAGUGUGGAAACGGUCUGGUCCAUUCGGACUUUUUGCGAGACUUAUGCGUGUGCUGAAUAUGCGUCCACCGACAGCAGUGAAAUUACAGAUGCUCUUUGCCAUGUCUUUCGCCUGGGCCUACCACGAAAUACCCAAGUACCAGCACCGAGACCCAGUGACGUUUAAGGUGAUGCUUUGUGACCAGUGCCCACCUGGCACGGCCGUGGAGCGUCAUUGUAGCUUGGAGGAACCCACCGUUUGUGCCCCCUGUCCAGAGAAAUGCUUUGCAGAACAGUGGCACUGGGGCGACAGCUGUCAGCAUUGUACGUCUGUCUGCAAGGAAAGGCAGAUCAUACGAAGGGAAUGUAACAGCACUCAUGACAGGAUCUGUGAGUGUAUUCCUGGGUAUCACCUGGUGGUGGAGUUUUGUGUCCGACACACCGCCUGCCCACCUGGUUCUGGAGUCGUAGUGCAGGGCACACCUGAGAGGGACUCAGUGUGUGAGAAGUGUCCUCAGGGUUACUUCUCCAGUAGGUCCUCAUCCACAGAGCCCUGCUUGCCUCUCAGGGACUGCACUCUACUGGGUCUGAAGACCUUCAGACCAGGCACAGCCACCCAAGACACACUGUGUGAGAUAGAGAGUAAAGACUUCACCUUUGACUGCUCCCAUCAGCACACAGAGUGUCAAACUGACAUCACACUGUGUGAGGAAGCCAUUUUUCAGUUUCUUGCAUCUCCUCCUUUGGCCUCUGUCCCCAUGGAGCGUCUGUCUGAGAGUCUUCCAGGACGUAAGGUGGACUGGAAGAGUGUUGAGAGGCUGAAGAAGAGCUGCAGUCCUCAGCAGCAGAUGAUACACCUGCUCCAUCUCUGGAGAGAACAAAAUAAAGACCAAGACAAACUCUUAAGCAUCAUUCCAGACAUCAUGCUGUGGGAGGAAGCCAUUUUUCAGUUUUUUGCAUCUCCUCCUUUGGCCUCUGUCACCGUGGAGCGUCUGUCUGAGAGUCUUCCAGGACGUAAGGUAGACUGGAAGUGUGUUGAGAGGCUGAAGAAGAGCUGCAGUCCUCAGCAGCAGACGAUACACCUGCUCCAUCUCUGGAGAGAACAAAAUAAAGACCAAGACAAACUCUUAAGCAUCAUUCCAGGUGUUAACCAUUGUGAGCGGAAAUUAUCUCACUGUGCCAGUGUGAAGAACCUCACUCUGGGAGAACUGUUGGUAUUGAUGGAGAGUUUACCUGGUGAGAAGGUGAGCGAGGAGGACAUACGAGCUGUGGUCCACUCCUGUCCCUCACAAAAUUACAUCAUGCAGCUCCUCCACCUUUGGAAGAUUCAGAAUGGAGGUCACGACCUGUCCAAGGCUUUAGCCCACAGUAUCCGCAAACUACGCUCAAAAGGCGCCCGUCGACCCCUCCUUAAAACUCUGAAGAGGAUCAGUCGAAUUAUUAGUGUGUCAUCCAUACACAAAAUGUAUGAGAAGAUGAUUGUCAACAUUCUCCAGGACAGCAUGUGCUUCAAAACCAAACCCUACAAUGACUAAUUAUAUAGUAGAUGACCAAAAAUAUGUGGACACCCAAACACCACAGCCAGAUGUGCUUGGUGAACAUUUCAUUUCAAAUCUAUGGCCAUUAAUUGUGAGUUUGUCAUUCCUAACAGCUACCACUUUUUCUUUUUAGGCUUGACACUCAAUGUUGAAACAUGACUGCAGGGAUUUGCUUCCAUUCAGACACAAGAGCACUAAGGGUAAAAUAUUUCCAUUACAGGGGUGACCAGCAGUAAGAAUUGCCACAUGACCCGUCACAGACACAGGCAGCUUGAAACUGGUGCCAUUGUACUCAAGCUUUAAAAUACCGGUCGAUACUACACCCUGAGUGGCGUGUCUUGCAAAUACCUCCUAUAAUAAAUUAACGAAGCUGUCUACACUGUAAACGUACGUUGAGGCGCAUCGCAUAGCACAGAUAGUAGACAGAUGUCUAUUGCUAAUGCACUGCAGAGCUACUCCAGACACUUUAUCAUCCUGUCCGUCUGAAAUAAAAUGGUUUUACGUACCAAAUAUCAUACAGUAUGUGUGAAUCUUCUAAAUGAAAUAAUCUUUUUUUUCUAACCACGUUUAUGCAGUUUUAGCAACUAUAACAUUACAAUAAUAAAUAUAUAAUAAGUAAAUGUUUAUACCUGUGUAUUUCCAUUGAAAAUAAAGAAUGUUACAGGUUAUUCACCCAUUUAACCAUUGUUGAAGUCUGCUUAAGCUCCAGACUGAUCUCACAGUGAAAUCGGAAAGAGUAGGUCAACUUUUCUUUAGCAAAAAUCUGUAUAUUCUUACCGAAAUUUAAAAAAACUGCCCCCAGUGGCCAAAGCGGUAAGUGUUGAAGGGCGUAUAGGCACAUGUGAGCUCCACAUAUGACCAGGAGAGGUCACCAAAAGCUAGUUGUGAAGCGAGUUCCUUUCAGCUGUACAGGAUAUAAUACAUUGAAGAGGAAUGCAUAUUUUAUGGACUCUACACCCUAACCCAAACCUAAACCUAAACAUUAGUGGAGUAAAAAUUAAAUUUUAGGGGGAAAAGUGCAACCUCUGAAUCAUGCUCAUCACUGAUUCAGUGAAUGCGUUUACUUCCUGGUUUCAUCAUGGAUACAAACCCAGGUCUCUCACACUACUUACGCAAUGCACUGCUGGUCGAGCCACGUGGGAAGGUAAACACAUUGAAACUGAUGCAAAAAGGUCCGGUGGGAAAUGUCACAUGUCAGGGAAUCGGCAUACAGUCGCCGAUCCCGGAACAUUUGAAAACAGCAUGCCGAUUUCCUAUGUGAUUAUGUUGCAAGCUAACAGGUAAUUGGUCUUUACUUCCUGCGCACAUCAUUUAGAACGUUCACUUCAACAUUCUAUUGAAGUGAAAACAGCCUCAAGCCACAUGCAAGCGACUUGCAGCAACAAGCGACAGGAUGAGUGGCAGCAACUGUUGGCAACUAGAUGUGGGCAUGUCGAGUGACUUGAGAAAGUGCCACAAAUGAGUGAGUUUGAUCUUAUUCUUGAUAUGAUGAGUAAUGCUGCAGGUUAUAUACAGUAAAAACACUCCCCCUUGCAGAAUGUUUAUUUUAAGAGGCAAGACAGCUGAUUCCUUGUCAAACUAGAAUGAUAUCUUAGUUUUACCAGCAAAAUGUCUCAUCUGUGAUCAGACUUUCAAAAGAUAUGGCCAGUUGUGCUGCUAACCAAUAAAGUUAGAGCGAUUGGCAGUAGGAACACAUACUAGCAACAAGAAGUACAGAGCUAAAUCCAGUCUCUACAAAUGUGAACCAGACUUUAAGCUGUUGCAUCGCUUAAACUGACGCAUCCGGCUGCUGCUUGACCGUAACUGUUACGGCUGCCACACUCGAUCUGUCACUGUUGUAUGUGGCUGUCACUCGAUCCGUCACUGUUGUAUGCGCCUGCCACUUGACCGUCUCUUUUAUAUGCGGUUGCCACUUGACCAUCGCUGUUGUUUGCUGCUGCCACAUUUAGAGCUCUAUUUUAAGAGCGUCACGUCUCUUAAGCCCCAUUCACAUUGUCAGCAACUUUGUCAGUGGAUUUCACUAGUCUCUGAACUCUGUGUUGAUUUUACCCCCUGUCCACAAGAGCAUGGGACGAUAGGGCCUGGCUCGCAAUUAGCAUUACAAUACAUCCCAACAGGGUUCAGGUCUGGGUUUUGUGCAGGUCAGUCAAAAUCUUCCACACCAGACUCAGUAAAUCUUUACUGAGUAGGUCUUUAUGGACCUUGCAUUGUCAUAUUGGAACAGAAAAGGGCCCUACCCAAACUUGCCACAAAGUUGGAGAAAGCUCUGUCUGCAUCUGGCAAGACUACCAUAAAGCAUGCCAACUACAAGUCACACCCACUACAAGUACGCCCUCUUCAAAUAACUGGCGAAAUGCUGAAGUCUUGCAACAGUUGGAUGUCACGGUUAUACACUUUGUUUGCUGUGUUUAUUUGGAGUUUUGCAGCAACCCUACACCUACACCUUUCCCUACCCCUAAACCUAACCAUAUCUCUGUAUCUAACCUUAACCACAAAGAAUAAAAAAAUAAAAGUUUGUAAUAAUACUGCAACUUAAAAUGUUCUAUUGAAUAUAAUCAUAGGACUAUACCACUAGGUGAUGACAGUGAGAGGAAAUGUGAUGAAAAUGAAGAGGAGAGGAAGCUCUACAACUGUGUAGCUAGAAGGAUAAUCAGCUCGCAGUACGCUAAGCUAACAGGCUAACCGAUUAGCUUGUGAGCUAACUGGAGAAAACAGAACAGAGAAAUUUUUAUUUUCACCAUUUAUAUUUGUAGUAACAAUAUGAUAUGUGACAUAUAAUUUAAAAGUUAUUCUUUUUCAUAUUUACAUAGUUUAGACAACAUGAAUCAAACAAUGUUUGCAUAGGAUUUUAAAAGUUCUUUCAGAAAUAGAAUCACUUUGUUAUCCAAGGGUGGCAUUACUUGGAGUGGCCAUGCUGUGUAGUGGGUGUUCCUUGUCAUCUUGCAGAACGCAGACAGAUACAGUACACUUGCAAAUUUGAAAGCACACAAUUCUCUAGAAUGUCAUUAUAUGCUGUAGCUAGCAUUAAGAUUUUUCUUCACUGUAAUUAAAGGGCUUAGGCAAACCCAUUAAUUAGAUGGGGAGUCCACAUACUUUUGGCUAUGUAGUAUAACAUAUUUAAGGAUGAUGAACAGAAGAGUUAUUUAAAUGGAAAGAUGUAAAUAGUUUUGUUUUGGGACUGAUAAAUGGCUAAAAAGGGGGAGGGUUAGUUGGGGUUACUGAUUUGUUGUGAAGAUUUUUUUUUUUUUUUUUGGCUUACUUCUUGUUUUUAUGUUUGACUACAUCACUAAGAGUUAGAUUGAGUUUGGAGAUUUAAGUCAAGUCCUGAAUGUUGAGGGCAAUGGCCUUUGGUUCAAGAUUUUGCUUGACAUGUUAUGUCUGUUAAACUAAACGUUGCUGUAAAUAAAGGAUGUUGGUUAUAUGAAUGUACAAUCUAAAGGAGAGCAGUUAUGUU